Molecule: messenger RNA, 1629 nt
Organism: Melitaea cinxia (Glanville fritillary)
Lineage: Eukaryota; Metazoa; Arthropoda; Insecta; Lepidoptera; Nymphalidae
Gene: Nopp34
Product: MKI67 FHA domain-interacting nucleolar phosphoprotein-like
Exons: 8
Coding region: 143-1600 (485 amino acids)
Biological process (GO): maturation of LSU-rRNA from tricistronic rRNA transcript (SSU-rRNA, 5.8S rRNA, LSU-rRNA)
Cellular component (GO): nucleolus
Molecular function (GO): RNA binding
Source: RefSeq, a predicted model, not a curated record
UUGUCAAACGAUCAAAUUUACCACUGACAGCAUUGAGAUUGACAUUGCUCUGUCUUUAACAUAUAUGUAUAUGGAUAAUAUUUGAUUAUUCUUAUGCCGAUCAUUUGCCGCUCUACUUAGUGUUAAAUAUUUUGCUAUCACCAUGGAAGAAAGUGUUGCUUUAGAUUCCAGUAAACAAAAACAGUUUGUCAAGUCAGUCAGAGGGAUUAAGAAAUUGUUAAAGAAAAACACCAAGAAAGUAAAACAAAAUGAGGAAUCAAAACCAUUUAAGAAGUCAGUACCAGUUAAGAAGCCAAUACCUGAAGAAAAAAAGAAAGUAAAAGAAGAUGUUAAAAAAACCAACAGUAAUAAAAAACGUGAAAUACGAAACAGAGGAUUGGUGUAUCUUUCUCAUAUUCCACAUGGAUUUUAUGAGUAUCAAAUGACGGAAUAUUUUAAACAGUUUGGUAUGGUAACAAAUACAAGAGUAAUUAGAUCUAAGCAUACUGGGAACUCAAAGGGUUAUGCCUUUGUGGAGUUCAAGGAGCCUGCUGUUGCUGAAAUUGUUGCCGAGACGAUGAAUAAUUAUUUGAUGGGAAAGAGAUUGAUUAAAGCGGUGUACAUACCACCUGAAAAGCAAAAGUUGCAUGCAAGGAGAAAAAAAUGGAAUUUUCAAAACAAUCCAGGAAGUGAACUAAGACUAAAAAUGAAAAAGGCAUUGAAUGCAGAAAAAACUGACAAGGAAGAGCUUUUGAUCGCAAAAAAACUCUUAUCCAAUCUUUCAAAUACUAAAGAAAAGUUACAAAAAUUGGGUAUUGAUUAUGAAUUCUUUGUACCAGUUGAUGUACCAGAAGUUUUAAACAAAUUUGUUGAAACAUGUAAAGAUGAUGUUAAAAAUUUAGAUACAACUACAGUAGUAUCAGAGAAGAAAGUAAAAGCUGAAGAAAAAAUAAAAAAACCAUCAAUAAUUAAAAGUGAAUCAAUAGAUGUGAAAACAAAACUACUUGAUGUAAAGAAUGAAAAUCCCAAAAACAAACAAACCAAACAAAAAAUUACAAAAUCACAGAAAGAACAAUUAAAAGAAAAUGUAAAUAAAAAUUUAACCCAAGGAAAGGACACGAAAAAAAAAUUACAUAAACAGGAGAAAUCAAAUAAAGAAGUUUCUCAGAAAGAAUCUGAAACAUUUAUUAAAAUUAACGAAUCAGAGAGUGACAGUGCAGACUUUGAUUCUGAUGCAUUUGAAGAGAUCAUUAAUAGUGAUGAUGAUGAGUUAUCAUCAGAUGAUCAGAGUGAUAAUAGUGACUUAUCAGAUGGUCAGAGUGAUGAUGAUGACUUAUCAGGUGAUCAGGAUGAUGAUGAUAACUUACUAUCUGGUGAAGAGAGUGAAGAUUUGAAUGAGGUAGUACAGAAAUCAAAUAAUGUUAAAGGAAAAAUAAAAACAAACGUUGCACAAGAAAAAAGUGAAGUAAAGCUAGUAAAGAGUAAGCAAGACAAAGGAAUGACAAAAAAUAUACCAGAAAAGAGAAAGAAUGCUACAAGUGAGCCAGUCACUCCAAAAAAGGGAAAAUUUGAAAAGCAAAGUAAGAAAACACUGAAUAAAGUAAUUAAAAAGAGAAAAUAAAUAAAUAACCAAUUGUUUUUCUUUAUUUU